Molecule: messenger RNA, 1755 nt
Organism: Terrapene triunguis (Three-toed box turtle)
Lineage: Eukaryota; Metazoa; Chordata; Testudines; Emydidae
Gene: USH1G
Product: USH1 protein network component sans
Exons: 7
Coding region: 1-1587 (528 amino acids)
Biological process (GO): sensory perception of light stimulus; equilibrioception; sensory perception of sound
Cellular component (GO): membrane
Molecular function (GO): protein binding; oxidoreductase activity, acting on paired donors, with oxidation of a pair of donors resulting in the reduction of molecular oxygen to two molecules of water
Source: RefSeq, a predicted model, not a curated record
AUGAAUGACCAGUACCACCGAGCAGCCCGAGAUGGCUACCUGGACCUGCUAAAGGAAGCCACCAGGAAGGACCUAAACUCGCCCGACGAGGAUGGCAUGACCCCGACCCUCUGGGCUGCUUAUCACGGCAACUUGGAGGCGCUGAGGCUGAUAGUUAGCAGAGGGGGGAUGGAGCCAUGGCAGGAGAUGCUGAUGGAGAAUCAGGACCUGUACCAAGAGAGACAGAAAGGAGAGCAGCCAAGUGAGGCAGGGGCAGCCAGGAUAGAGCCACUGCAAAAAGGUUCUCCCCUAAACCAUGGAGUGGAACAGCCAGAACCCCCAGGAGAAGGAAGAAAUGUCCAGGAGAAAGGUGAGAAAUUGGGGCAAGGGGACACACCGAGUCAAGAGAUUGCAGAUCCAACACAACAGCUGCAGACUGGCAUCAGCAGAGCGGGUCCCCCAGAACAGGAGGUGACUCCGAAAGGACAGGAUCCAGGGCCCACCUUAAAUCAUCCAGUCCUGGAUGGAGAUGGAAACACCUCCGGAGGAGAAGAGAUGCCGAGGGUCUUUCAGAGAGGUGCCAAGGAGGAAGCGGAGCCGCCCGAGGAGGGGAGACGUGAGGAAGCCCUGAUGGGGGAGCUCUCUGAGCUGGUGCAGCAGGUGGUGAAGAGAAGCAGCUGGUGGGAGAGACAUGGCAUAGAUGACUCCAUCAUUGCCCUGAACUUCCUCAUCCUUCCUGCAGGGUUCCUGUGUCUGCGUUCAGACAAUGCCCUUCCCUUCCUGUUGGGCAUCUUCAUCUUGGGCAUAGUGCACCACACUGUAACAGUGAAAGGAAGCCACUUGGCCAGCCACAAUGCCUUGACAGAGUCCAAGUCUUGGGGGAAAGUUUGGGCCAUAUUCUUCCUUGAGGUUUGCUCGGCUUUCACAGCAGAGCAGGCAUACUACAACCAUGUGAAACUCCACCAUGGUUACACUAAUGUUAUCAAACUAGGAGAUUCCAGUACUUGGAAGCUUCCUUUCUUGAACCGAUAUGUCUACAUGUUCAUUGCACCCAUUGCUAUACCUAUUUUAACCCCUCUAGUGGCACUUGGUUUGCUGAAGGAUGUUGAGUUGAAAACAGCUCUCCGGACCCUCUGCUGCAUGUUUCUUGGGCUCUACUCCCAUUACUGGCUCCUGGUCAAUGUCUCAGGGUUCCAAUCAGUGUGGUCUGCCCUCAUCUGCAUGUUGAUCACACGAUCUCUCCUUGCCCACCCCUACAUCCAUGUUAACAUCUUCCAGCACAUUGGCCUCCCGAUGUUCUCUGCUGAUAAGAAGCCCAAGCGGAUUCACCUGAUGAGCCUUGGAGUUCUGAAUCUGCCCCGGAAUGCCCUGCUGGACUGGUCCUUUGGGCACUCAAUCAUCAGCUGCCAUGUGGAGCAUCACCUCUUCCCAAACCUCUCUGACAACAUGUGCCUGAAGAUCAAGCCCAUAGUCUCCCAGUACCUGAAAAAGAAGAAGCUGCCAUACAACGAGGACUCCUAUAUGUCCCGACUACAGCUGUUCCUACACGGUUACGAGGAACUGAUGGUUAAUGCACCCCCAAUAACUGAACUUGUGGGGAUUCAAUGAUAGGCUCUAGAACACGACAGCGAGACAUAGGGCUGUUUCCUGUGGGUCAUUAUAACAUCGGACAAGAUCAGGAAGUUUAAAACCAAAGACAUUGCCCUUAUAAAGCAAUCAAAGAGGAAACAAGUUUGCCUGAAGUGUCUUGCUUUUGGACAGAUAGAAACACACAUA